CCAAGUUGUUCGUAUCAUUCAGGAUACAUAAAUAGAACGUUGGGUCACGUUUAACCGUCACACGUGUUCUCGUUAAGAUGAGGAAGUUCCUGGACACUACCAACACUAAGCUCAACAGAGCCUUGCAGAAAACAAAUGAAGCUAUUGGAAGAGCUGAGAAGACGGAAUUUGAUGAAGAGUUUGUGACACUACUGUCUCAGGCUGAUUCAAUACACGAAGCAACAAAGAAAAUAAUGGAAGCCAUUGAACUUUGGAUAAACCCAUGUGUUUCUAGACGCAUUGAAGAUGUCGCUAACAAAGUAGAAAGUCUGGUCACAGAUAAUAAGAGCUACUGGCUGAAGGUUCCGGCGAAGCUACCUGCUGAACAUCUUGGUGAUACUUUAAUAAGCGUAGGUACAGAGGUUGGAGUUAACACUCCAUAUGGACAGGCACUGAGGAAGUGUGGUGAAUAUGGUCAUGAGAUAGCGGUAGCUGAGAGUCAAAGAAAUUCAAUGCUGGAAAAGAAAACAUUGGCGGUACUUCAUCAUUUUCUAUCUGUCGACUGGCCUGAUAUCCAAAAGGAACGCAGCCAUCUGGAAUCGUAUCGCCUUGACUAUGAUAAAUUGAGAAGUAAGGUGAAACACUGUGAUAAUCCCGAUGCUGAAACUCUUGGAAACAUGGAGAAAGCCAAAUGUGUUCUUGAUAAACAACUGGAGGUGACUAGAAGCAAACUGGAAAAGACGAAGUCAGUGAAUCAAACUAAUAUGAUCGCCUUAAAAGAACUUAUAGCUGCUCAAAGAAAUUAUUUCAGUGAAUGUAGACAGAAGACUGAAGAACUGGCUUCUCAGUUAGAAAGAUCAUCCUAAACAUGACCCAUAUUGAACGAGAGAUGCGGGAAUUUUCGACUGUGAAACAUGAAGAGAUUCACACCUAUUUCUUGUGCCUGAAUUGAAUCACUUUUUAUAAGAAACUACUCGUUCUACCUAUAAUUUAACAGUAACACAUUCAGUAAUAUUAAUGGUAGAAUAAGUUAUUUAUUAUUGGGGCCAAAAAAUAUUUCUUCUCAUCUUAUUCAUCAAUCUUUUUUCGGUUGGUAUGGACACUUUUCAUUUCUUAUGGUUUUCCUGCUCUCCUCAGCUUAUUCUGACUCUUCUCUGCUUACCCAAAGAUGGAGGCGGUAAUUCAUGUAACAGCAGAGUGUUUCAUUUCCUGCUCAAGGCUUGCCUUCGUUACCUAUAUAUGUGUUUUUCUUCUUCUGCUUUUUUGGGUAAAUACACAUUUUGGUUACUGAAA
Heterobilharzia americana is the source of this 1272-nucleotide messenger RNA. The record is from the annotation of a GenBank genome assembly. NCBI's taxonomy places the organism in Eukaryota, Metazoa, Platyhelminthes, Trematoda, Strigeidida, Schistosomatidae.